This is a messenger RNA of Effrenium voratum, 243 nucleotides long. The record is from the annotation of a GenBank genome assembly. Lineage: Eukaryota; Dinophyceae; Suessiales; Symbiodiniaceae.
AUGCCUUUCCCGCAGCCGAGCUCGCAGCAAACGGCCUUGCCUUUGGAGAAUGAGAGGACCUUUCUGGCAGGGUAUCCCGUGCGGAAGCCGUUCCUGCUCCCGAAGGAUCCUGACCGGAUCCUCGAGCAGAGGGAUCAGCUGGCACCAAGGAACACGAAGGCCAAUCCUCGUCUUGUGUCAGUUGUGUGUGGAGAGUCUUCGGCGAAAAUUCCGAAGUUCCCAAACUUAAGACCAAGGUUUUGA